Diabrotica virgifera virgifera (western corn rootworm) is the source of this 2448-nucleotide messenger RNA. RefSeq lists its product as uncharacterized. Bases 1 to 2448 code for a protein of 815 amino acids. NCBI's taxonomy places the organism in Eukaryota, Metazoa, Arthropoda, Insecta, Coleoptera, Chrysomelidae. The record is from RefSeq and is a predicted model, not a curated record. The transcript has 3 exons.
AUGGCGGAAAGUCGUGACAAAGAGUUAGUUAGAUCACGUGGCACAAUUAAAGGUCAAUUAACGAACUUUGAGACUUUUGUAAAUAAAUGUAAACAAGAUAAGAAUCUUUUGAUUGAAUUGGAAAGUCGGUUGGAUAGGGCAUUAGGAUUAUUGGAUAAAUUUGAAGAAGUCCAGAGUGAGAUAGAUCUUAUGGCCUCAGAUGAGCAAUUUGUAAAGAAUCUUUCUGAUGAAAGAAAUAACUUCGAAAAUUCCUUUUAUAGGGUGAUCUCAUUGGCAAAAAAUAUGUUACAAGAAAGUGAAAGUCAUUUGGUAGGGUCGCUGGUGGGGUCUCAGAUAGCUUCUAGCUCUAGUAAUCAUAGCAAUAAUGGAGAAUUGGCUCUGCAAGCGAAACCAAAGCUCCCGUCUAUUCCUCUCCCAAAUUUCAGCGGGGCAGUGGACAUGUGGAUGGAGUAUAAAGAAACCUACGAAUCGUUGGUACACAAUAAUAAUGCACUUUCAAGUAUUGAAAAAUUUCAUUUUUUAAAACGAACAUUACAGGGUGAUCCCGAAAAGAUGGUAAAAAUGCGUAAAAUGACGGCAGAAAAUUAUGAGGUUGUUUGGAAGUUGUUGUGUGAUCGUUAUGAUGAUAAACCUUUGUUAGUUGGCUUUCACAUAGAUUCAUUAUUAGAAUUUCGGUCAUUAUCAAAAGAAUCUGCUACAGAUUUACGAGAUAUGUUGGAUACGAUAAUUGAAAGUUUGUUUGCGUUGGAAAAGCUUGAUGUUGAGUCAAAUUCAUGGGAUCCGUUCUUGGUACAUUUAAUGUCGAAAAAGUUAGAUCAAUUUUCAUUCAGCAAAUGGGAAGAAAUUAGACCUAAAAAAGAAAUAGCGACUCUAGAGCUAUUUAAAGAUUUUUUAAGGAAUAGGAUAGAUAGCUUGAAAAACAUUGAAAGGAUGCGAAAAGAAAAGAACCCUAGUGACAAUAAAGGAAAAAAUGGACAAGCUAAUUGGAAAAACAAAUCAAACAAAACAUUAGUUGCAGUGGAAACAGAUUCCUGUUGUUUCUACUGUAAAGAAAAGCAUUUUAUCUAUAACUGUUCCAGUUUUUUGAAAUUAAAUACGUAUGGUAGAUAUAAACAAGCACAAAAAUUGGGUUUAUGUUUGAAUUGUUUACAAAAAACUAAUCAUAUUAGUAAAAAUUGUCAAUCUGGAACCUGCAGGAAAUGUGGGCGGAAACAUAAUACACUCCUCCAUUACGGUAGUGGGGGGUCAGAAAAUGAAGGCACUGGAGUAAAGUGUCAGGAAGGUGUUGGUCAACUUUCUGCUGUACAGAUCUGCGAAGAAGGUGCCACUGCCUCUGGUAAUAAUGGUCAUCAAUCAUCAGUUGGUCCAUCAAAUGGUAUGUCACUUAGCGUUAAUUCUGUGUGGUUGGAAAAUGGAGCUGCGGUUCCUGGUGAGGUAUUGUUAUCAACUGCAUUAGUUCAAAUACUUGAUGGGAGUGGAAAAGCUUGUACAUGCAGAGCCUUGUUAGAUUCUGGGUCACAGCCCAAUUUAAUAAGUGAAGAAGUGGUAAAGCGGUUAAACUUACCUAGGAAGUCAGUAGAACUUACUUUAGCAGGAGUUGGAAGCAAAGCAGCACAAGUAAAAUAUAGGUGCAACGGUACAGUUGAAUCAAUUGGGGUGGGCUUUAGAAAAAAUGUAUCUUUUCUGAUAGUUCCACAAAUUACUGGAAUGAUUCCCAGUCAGAAUAUACCUACCACAAGGUUAAAUAUUCCUAAACAUCUGCGAUUGGCAGAUCCAGGAUUUCAUAAACCUGGAAAGAUUGAUCUCCUCUUAGGAGUGGAUAUAUUUUAUGAAUUACUGUGUGUUGGACAAAUUCGGUUGGGUCCUAACCUUCCAUUGCUUCAGAAGACAAAGUUGGGCUGGCUGGUUAAUGGAAAAAUGAGUUUUAUUGGAAACACAUCUAAUAUUACUAGUUGUAAUCUUAGUGUAUUAGACAUCAGUCAACAAUUGGAGAAGUUUUGGCAAAUAGAAGAAGUACCAGAUGGACAAGAGGUGCUUUCAAAGGAAGAUAUGGAAUGUGCUGAAUCAGCAGAAGAAGCAAUAAGCUUGUGCAAGGAAGUGGAUCAAGUUUUAAAAAGUGGAGGUAUGGAGUUGAGAAAAUGGGUAACAAACAGUAAGGAGGUGCAGCUCGCAUUGGCAUGUUCAGAGGAUGGUUCUGGGAUACUGCAGUUAAUACUCAACGGAAAGAUCGAUGGAAACAGAAGAAUUGGUAGGAAGAAAUAUUCAUGGCUCCGAAAGUCCGAAGGGCUGGUUUAUCAGCAGAUGAAUUAUUAUAUGCCGCGCAAGAACGAGAACGAUAUCGGCAAAUUAUCAUGGAAACUAGUCACUCCUAAAAUUUGGGCACUAAAGAAGAAGAUAUUUGGUGAACCGGCCCUCAUCCCCGUAGAAAUAUCUCGAUUUAUUCCAUGA